Molecule: messenger RNA, 180 nt
Organism: Ambispora gerdemannii
Lineage: Eukaryota; Fungi; Glomeromycota; Glomeromycetes; Archaeosporales; Ambisporaceae
Source: the annotation of a GenBank genome assembly
AUGGUUACUGUUCGUGAGGCCCGCCUUCGCCGAGGAAAUUGGAUUAUUCAAUAUAACUUAGGUAUGGCCAUGUCCAUUUCAGCUCAUAUCAAGAUGCCUGUCGCUUUUGAUGGACUCUUGAAUAGUGUCAUUAAGUUCUUUGCUGCCCAGUACUUUGGUAGUAAGAAAUACGUAGAAUAA